Molecule: messenger RNA, 10513 nt
Organism: Xenopus tropicalis (tropical clawed frog)
Lineage: Eukaryota; Metazoa; Chordata; Amphibia; Anura; Pipidae
Gene: nav2
Product: neuron navigator 2
Exons: 40
Coding region: 827-8050 (2407 amino acids)
Biological process (GO): neurogenesis
Cellular component (GO): cytoskeleton; nucleus
Molecular function (GO): ATP hydrolysis activity; ATP binding
Source: RefSeq, a predicted model, not a curated record
UCUGGAUGCGACGGCAGCAGCAUUGCACCACUAACUGCCAUCUACUGGGCUGGCUUCUCUCUAUAGCAAAUACUAACUGCCAUCUACAGGGCUGGCUUCUCUCUAUAGCAAAUACUAACUGCCAUCUACAGGGCUGGCUUCUCUCUAUAGCAAAUACUAACUGCCAUGCCUAUGGGGCUGUCUCUUCUCUAAAGCAAAUACUAACUGCCAUCUACGGGGCUGGCUUCUCUCUAUAGCAAAUACUAACUGCCAUCUACAGGGCUGGCUUCUCCCUAUAGCAAAUAGUAACUGCCAUGCCUACGGGGCUGCCUCUUCUCUAAAGCAAAUACUAACUGCCAUGCCUACGGGGCUGUCUCUUCUCUAAAGCAAACAUCCAAGGGCAUCGGACUCACUCGCAUCUGCUACAUCCCACCCAGGGAACGAGACCGCUAAGCUCGGAUCGGGGAGCGGAGGGAGCGAUGCUGCAGCAGGUUCCCCCCGUCGGAGAUGCAGUGCUGAGAUGACGAAGAGACCGCCGACUGUCUCGCAACAGGGAAAUUGAAGGUCUCAGCCCAUCCUACUGGAAUAAACUGUUGAAUGCCCCCAAAAUGUGCAGCCUCUGCCCCCCAAUGAGAUGUGCCGUUUGGAACAUGGAGCGGCCGGUGAUGAUGAUGAUGAUGAUGAUAAAGAUGGGCUCUCGCUAAUGCAGUUGAUAUUUGAUCAAGCAGCUCUGCAGUCUCCUUGCUUAUAAUAACCCCCCCCCCGGACCUGUGUGGCCCCUACCCAGAGACCCAGAUAAGCUAGUAAGGCUUACACACACAGACAGGUCGGAGUACGGUGGAAGAAAAUGCCAUCCAUUCUGGUGGCCUCCAAGAUGAAGUCGGGGCUACCCAAACCCAUCCACAGCGCCGCCCCCAUCCUGCACGUCCCGGCCCGGACCAUCCCGCAGCCCUGUUACAUUAAAUUGGGCAACAGGGCGGAAGUGUCCAAGCAUGCCUUCCCCAGCCAGACCCCACUCAAGCCCCAGCCCGCCUACGACUCCUCGGGGGACGGACAUCUCAUUAUGAAGAGCCAUUCUACGGAAGGCGGGUUCGAUACCCAGAUCUACACCGACUGGGCAAACCACUACCUGGCAAAGUCUGGGCACAAGCGGCUCAUUAAGGAUCUGCAGCAAGAUGUGACGGACGGGGUGCUGCUGGCCGAGAUCAUCCAGGUUGUGGCGAAUGAGAAGAUCGAAGACAUUAAUGGCUGCCCCAAGAACCGGUCUCAAAUGAUUGAGAACAUAGACACGUGCCUGAGUUUCCUGGCAGCCAAAGGGAUAAACAUACAAGGAUUGUCGUCGGAAGAGAUCCGCAAUGGGAAUCUGAAGGCCAUACUCGGCCUCUUCUUCAGCCUCUCGCGCUACAAACAGCAACAGUCGCAGAAGCAGCCGCAGCAGUAUCAGCCUGCACCCCAACUGUACCAGCCCCCCAGCACCCCCCAUGCACAGCCCCACCCGGCCGCCCCCCUACAGUGCCAACAACCGCAGCAACCUCCCCACCCACAGACUAAAGCACAAGCAGAUAUGCACUCCAGCUCAUCUUCCAAAGGUCCAUCUGACAUCAAAAUCCUCAGGUUCUCUCUGGGGCAGAGAAAGCAAUCUCGACUCCCUGCCCCGAGCGCGCGGGCGAUGGCUGCCGGCACUGAGAACAAAUCCCGGGGGCAGACUGGCGGCAGCCGGCGCAGCCAGAGCUUUAACAACCAUGAAAAGGCAAAGCCCCUGAAUUCCCCAGCAACUGUGAAUGAUAAAGGCCCAGCAGAGAACCCGGUCUCCCAGCAAUCAGGAAUGAGUGAGAAUGGCUUCCCUACUCUGUGCAACCCCGGGGUCCCCCCCUGCCCCAACUCCUCGGCCAUCCCCCAGCCCAACUCCACCAACAAGCCGUGGCGGAGCAAAUCUCUCAGCGCCAAGCACACAGCAACGUCUUCCAUAUUGUCCGUUAAACAGGCGGCGCCGGACUGUCCAAAGCAACCGACAGAACCUCCCAAGCCAGCUCCCAAUAAUCAGAAAUCCAUGCUGGAAAAACUCAAGCUCUUCAAUAGCAAAGGGGUCUCCAAGGCUGCCGGGACCUCCCCAGAAGGCACUAGCUGCGAGAGGCUGGACUCUAUCCCCAGCUUCGAGGGGGCCGAAGAGAUGGACGUGGCCACACGCAACGGCAACAACGCCAACCUGGCUUCCAACAGCCCCAAAAUAGCACUGAAGGGCAUCGCUCAGAGGACGCUAGGACGGGCACUCACCAACAAGAAGAGCUCCCCGAAGGGUGCAGAGAAAGAGAAGGACAAACAAAAAGAGAAGGAGAAAACGAAAGAGGCCUCCAAACGAGUGUCCGUGACCGAGACAAAGGAGGAGCCGAGAGAUGAACAAACGGCCGCCGCCGGGGAAAUCCCAAAAAAGUCCUCCAAGAUAGCCAGCUUUAUCCCCAAAGGCGGCAAGCUCGGCAACGCCAAGAAAGAGGCCUCCGUCCCGCCGCCUCAUAGUGGCAUACCCAAACCAGGGAUCAAAAACACCCCAGGGAAAGCCUCAAGUGCCCCCCCAGCAAAGGAAGGAGAGAGGAGCCGGAAGAGCGGCUCGGGACUGUCUCUGCACAAAGCCCAGCUGGACAACCGCCACUCCAGCUCCAGCUCCAGCUUGGCCUCCUCCGAGGGGAAAGGUGGGGGAUGUGCGCCCGCUGGCGGCCAACCCGGCUCUGGCACCCAUGGCCCCCUGCAGUCUACGGGAAGUGGCACCGUCAGUGUUCAGCUACCUCAGCCUCAGCAACAGUACACCCACCCCAACACCGCCACCGUCGCUCCCUUCAUGUACAGGUCGCAGGCAGAUCCUGAGGGGGGCGUCUCGGUGGAGACCAGUUCAGGAGGAAUAAAUAUGGACUCUGCGCUCUACAAUAAAACAGGGCCACCGUGUUUGGAAGAUCUUUCUGGGGAAGAUCCGGAAACGCGACGGUUACGAACAGUGAAGAACAUCGCCGAUCUCCGGCAGAACCUGGAGGAGACGAUGUCCAGCCUACGAGGCACCCAGAUCACACACAGCACCUUGGAAACCACUUUCGACAGCAACGUGACUACUGAAAUCAGCGGUCGCGGAAUCCUCGGUUUGACGGCCCGGCCAACCCCUCUCUCGUGGAGACUCGGACAGUCCAGCCCCCGUCUGCAGGCAGGCGAUGCCCCGUCCUUGGGCAAUGGGUACCCGCCGAGGGCCAACGCCAGUCGCUUUAUUAACUGUGAGCCCGGGAGAUACGUGUAUUCGGCGCCGCUCAGGAAGCAGCUGGCCUCCCGGGGAGGGAACAUUGGCCACAUGGACGUCUCUGACAAAGGGGGGGACGUGAUGGAUAUCGAGGGGGUCAGUAUCGACGCUGGGGGUUACAUGAGCGACGGCGACGUCCUGAGCAAAAACAUCAGGAGCGACGACAUCACCAGCGGGUACAUGACAGAUGGAGGCCUGGGUCUCUACACUCGAAGACUGAACCGGCUCCCAGAUGGGAUGGCGGCAGUACGGGAAACGCUGCAGCGCAAUGCCUCCGCGGGCCAAGGGGACGCUGACAGUUGGGACGACAGCAGUUCCGUGAGCAGCGGCAUCAGCGACACCAUUGACAAUCUCAGCACGGAUGAUAUAAACACCAGCUCGUCCAUCAGCUCCUACGCCAACACGCCGGCGUCGUCACGCAAAAACCUGGACGUGCAGACGGAUACAGAGAAACACUUGCACAUUGACCGGAAUUCUCUGUGGUCGGGGGAUGAAGUGAAAAGGUCGGACGGGGGCUCAGACAGUGGCAUGAAAAUGGAUUCUGGGAGCAAAUGGAGGAAGAACCCUUCGGACCUAUCAGAUGAGUCGGAUAAAAGCACCUCGGGAAGGAAGACGACAGUUAUCUCUCAGACAGGAUCAUGGAGGAGAGGGAUGACCGCUCAGGUUGGAAUAACUGCCCCAAGGACUAAGCCCUCGGCAGCGGGUCUGAAAGCCCCAGGGACAGGGAAAACAGAUGAUGCAAAAGCGUCAGAAAAAGGCAGACUUUCCCCCAAAGCCGCUCACAUCAAACGUUCCCCGUCGGACGCCGGCCGCAGCAGCGGGGACGAAGCCAAGAAGCCCCCCAAUACCUCCAGGGCAAUACCCACCAACACGUUUGGGUUUAAGAAGCAGGGGGGGACAGUGGUGGGCAUCCCUAUAGUUACAGCCAGCGGCGCCACCAUCACCAGCGGUUCCGCCACCCUCGGGAAAAUGCCAAAGUCUUCUGGGCUCAUCGGCAGGUCCAACCGCAAGGCGAAUGCGGACGGUUCCCAGAACCAGGACGACGGGUACCUGCAAAUAAACAGCAGGACCAACCUCCAGUACCGCAGCCUGCCCAGGCCCAGCAAAUCACGGAGCGGAACCGGUAACAGGUCAAGUACCAGCAGCAUUGACUCCAACAUCAGCAGCAAGUCGGCCGGACUGCCCAUCCCCAAGCUGAGAGAGCCCGGCAAGGUGACGCUUGGUCACUCCGUGCCAGGACUGGUCAACCAGACGGACAAAGAGAAAGGGAUUUCCUCUGACAACGAGAGCGUGGCCUCCUGUAACUCCAUUAAAAUGACCCCGGCAUCCCAGGCAGCCUGCAAUGGCAGCCGCCAACAACAAGGCAACAAGUACCCCGACGUGUCAUCCCCCACACUGCGCAGGCUCUUUGGUGGGAAGCCCAACAAAUCUCUCACCACUGAAAAUAUGAAAAACUCCAUGGUCAUUUCCAACCCCCAUGCCACGAUGAACUCCCAGGCCAACCCAGACUCUCCCUCUGGCAGCGCCAUCCUGAGUAGCGGUGGCAGCAGCCCCCUGUAUGUCAAGUCAAUGGACCAUUCCCCUCUAGCCUCCAGCCCAGGCUCCGCCCACUCGGCACCAUCCAACAGCCUGACCUGGGGGACGACGGCAAGCAGCUCCUCGGCUGUCAGUAAGGAAGGGUUCCAGUCAGUCAGCAGCCUCCAUACCAGCUGUGAAUCCAUCGAUAUCUCACUCAGCAGCAAUAAUUCCCCCGGUGCACUGACCGCUUCCUCCAGGGAAGACACAAUGGCUCCCUUUGUAAGGACCAACAGCAUUAAGACUACUUUGUCGGAGAGCCCUCUCUCCUCUCCUGGUGCUAGCCCCAAAUUCAGCAGAAACACUUUGCCCCGGAAGCAGGACAGUUCUUAUCUCCUCUCUCAUCGUUGCCGCAGCGACCUCUGCCUUGAUAGGAACACUUUGCCUAAGAAAGGACUCAGGUGCGCCCCCUCCUGUCAGAUCCGGAGCCAGGAUGAGGCCAAAGAAUGGCUGCGCUCUCACUCCUCGGGGGGGCUGCAAGAUACCGCCAAUAACUCGCCCUUCUCCCCCGGCGCCAGCAUCACCUCGCCCUCUGGCACCAGGUUCAACUUCUCUCAGCUCGCAAGUCCAACAGGGACCUCCCAGAUGUGUUUGUCCAACCAGACGAUGUUGCGCGCACACAGUCUCUCCAACGCCGACGGCUGCGGGGACCCCUACGGCGAGAGCCGCUUCCGCAACAGCUCCAUGUCGCUGGACGAGAAGAGCCGAACCAUGAGUCGCUCCGGAUCCUUCCGCGAUGGCUUUGAGGAAGUGCACGGAUCCUCCUUGUCUCUGGUUUCCAGCACCUCCUCGGUGUACUCGACUCCGGAAGAGAAGUGCCAAUCAGAGAUCCGCAAGCUACGGAGAGAGCUGGAUGCCUCCCAGGAGAAGGUGUCUGCCCUCACUACCCAGCUUAGUGCCAAUGCUCACUUGGUUGCGGCCUUCGAGCAGAGCCUGAGUAACAUGACCAUCCGACUGCAGAGCCUGACCAUGUCCGCCGAGCAGAAGGACUCGGAGCUGAACGAGUUACGGAAAACCAUAGAUAUGUUAAAGAAACAGAACGCUGCAGCCCAGGCUGCUAUCAAUGGCGUGAUCAACACCCCGGAGCUGGGCUGUAAAGCAGGCAACGGGACCUCGCAGCCCCCCGACCUGCGCAUCAGAAGGCAACACUCCUCGGACAGCGUGUCCAGCAUAAACAGCGCCACGAGCCACUCCAGCGUGGGCAGCAACGUGGACAGUGAUUCCAAGAAGAAGAAAAGGAAAAACUGGGUUAAUGAGCUGCGCAGCUCCUUCAAACAAGCCUUCGGCAAGAAGAAGUCCCCCAAAUCCGCCUCCUCUCAUUCUGAUAUCGAGGAGAUGACUGACUCCUCCCUCCCGUCGUCGCCCAAGUUGCCUCACAAUGGCUCCGCCCUGUCCACCCCGCGGCUGAGAGGGUCCCACUCCAGCUCUCUGAUUUCUGAGUUCACGGAGAAUGAGGCAGAAAGCGUCAUGCAGCUACGGAAUGAGCUGAGGGACAAAGAGAUGAAACUGACGGACAUCCGCCUGGAGGCUCUGAGCUCCGCCCACCAACUCGACCAACUGAGAGAGUCCAUGAACCGCAUGCAGUCGGAGAUUGAGAAGCUGAAAUCGGAAAACGACCGACUGAAGGCGGAAAAUAACGGCAAGUGCAGCCGGACCCAAUCCCAGGUCUCCCUGUCGUCCUGCUCCCCCAGGCAGUCCAUGGGGCCCUCCCAGCUCAGCCUCAGCCUGACCGAGUCCUCCAGCCUUGAUAUGCUGCUGGAUGAUGCCGCCGCCGAUGGCACCAUGAGAAAGGAAAGCCGCCAUGUUAGGAUCGUUGUUAACCUGUCGGAGGAAAUGAAGUGGCGAGAAGACGCCAGACCUCGGCUUUUCCUGAUUGGCUGCAUCGGUGUGGGCGGUAAAACUAAAUGGGACGUCCUGGAUGGGGUAGUAAAGAGACUGUUCAAGGAGUACAUCAUCCACGUCGACCCAGUCACCCAGCUGGGCCUCAACUCCGACAGUGUCCUCGGCUACAGCAUCGGUGACAUCAAGCGCGUCGGGAACGCCGAGACCCCCGAACUGCUGCCUUGUGGGUAUCUGGUCGGGGAGAACAACACCAUUUGUGUCACUGUGAGAGGCCUGGCUCAGAGCAGUCUGGAUUGCCUGGUGUUUGAGACGCUGACCCCCAAGCCCAUAUUACAGCGCUACAUCUCACUGUUAAUGGAGCACAGGAGAAUUAUCCUGUCUGGACCCAGCGGCACCGGCAAGACCUACCUGGCCAAUCGGCUUGCGGAGUACCUGGUUCAGUGGGAGGGGCGGGAGCUGGCCGAGGGGGUCAUUGCUACCUUCAAUGUAGAUCAUAAAUCCAGCAAGGAGCUGCGCCAGUACCUGUCCAACCUGGCCGACCAGUGCAGCAACGAGAACAGCUCGGCCGACACCCCCCUGGUCAUUAUACUGGACAACCUGCACCAUGUCGGCUCCCUGGGAGAGAUCUUCAACGGCCUCCUGAACUGCAAAUAUCAGAAAUGCCCGUAUAUCAUCGGCACCAUGAACCAAGCCACGUCCUCCACUCCUAACCUGCAGCUGCACCAUAACUUCAGGUGGGUGCUGUGCGCCAAUCACACGGAGCCGGUGAAGGGCUUCCUCGGCCGCUACCUCAGGAGGAAACUCAUAGAAACGGAGAUCAACUCCCGGACGAGAAACCCAGAACUGGUGAAAAUCAUCGACUGGAUCCCCAAGGUCUGGCAGCACCUCAAUAAAUUCCUGGAGACGCACAGCUCGUCCGACGUGACCAUCGGCCCACGGUUGUUCCUCUCCUGCCCAAUAGAUGUGGAUGGUUCCAGGGUCUGGUUUACUGAUCUGUGGAAUUAUUCCAUUAUUCCCUACCUCCUAGAGGCCGUCAGAGAGGGACUGCAGCUUUACGGCAGAAGAGCCCCCUGGGAAGACCCCGCCCGAUGGGUGAUGGAAACCUACCCCUGGACGGCCGUCCCCCAGCAGCACGAAUGGCCGCCGUUGCUCCAGCUGAGGCCUGAGGAUGUCGGUUUUGAUGGCUACUCGGUGCCCAGAGAGGGGACGUCCAGCAAACAGGCUGCGCCCAGCGAUGCGGAAGGGGACCCCUUGAUGAACAUGCUGAUGCGACUGCAGGAAGCCGCCAACUAUUCCAGCCCCCAGAGCUACGACAGCGACUCCAACAGCAACAGUCACCAAGACGACCUGGACACGUCCCUGGAGUCCACGCUGUGACGCCCCGCCCUCUCGGCCUCCGGAGGGGGAGGGGCUUGCUAGCUGCCUAAAUAAGACACUUUAUUAGAAGACUUUUUAGACUGACUGUGGGCGCUGGACGCCCCCGCGAAUGAUCUUUGUUUUUAUUGGACGAGCUGCACUAUUUCCGAUGUUUCCUUGCAAUAGGCCGUCAUGUCCGGAACACUGAAUCUAUUUGAUCUGUAUAUUGGGGACUGUACCACGCAGGAACGGGGGUGGGCGAUACCAUUGCCUAUGCUGCUUAUAACCAAACACACAGAUACGGGGUGCCGGGCGCGCCCCAACUUCACAGAGUAACCUCAGCCGCCGGGGGUGAGACGGUCCCAUGGUGCUCGCUUUCCUUGUGGUGCUGGGGGGGCGGGACCAGCUGCCGCCAUGACACACAAGUCACUGCCCUAUGGCGGCCGCUUUCUGUUUAUCGACGACGUUUUCUUUACAGAUUCCAGUGGGGUUCGGCGACACCUCUCCGUAUGUGAAACAAAUACAAUGCCAGAGGGGAUGCUGGGAUUUGUAGUUCGGCAAUACCAGGUGUGUGGGUGGAGAGCACCAACUGCCUUGGGGCUUUGGAUCGGCGCUUCCCAGAACUCCACUGGGCUGAUCCAAAACACAGGCGCUGGUUUUCUUAUGUCACAGCCUAGGUCAUCCAUGGCAGCCAAUCAGCCGCUAGCAUUUACUGCUCUGCUCUUCGUAAGCACACGUCUGAUUGGCCGCUAAGGAUGGACUGGCCAUUUGGACUUAGGACUUGACCCCAUUUUAAAGGCACAGUGUCCAUGGUCUCGCCACUUGCGCUGGGCAGUAGCUCCGCCCCAUUCCACUUGCACUGUGCGCUCCAUUCGGGCCGCCGGCACCGGUACCUCAGGUAAGAAACGAGACCCCUCUCCUGGUGCUGAUUCUAUUAAUGAUGCCUUAUUGUUAUUGCUACAGCGCCCCCCCCUGGGGUUCUUGGGAUCGGCCCCCCCACAGCCAAGGAGUACACCCCUGGGCAGUAUGGUGCAGAUUAUGGGGGGGCAUUGCUUAAAUUUGGGUAUCGGGCACCUUUUAUAUCAUGAAAUACCUCAUUGGUUGUGCCCAGCUCCAAUCACUGGUCAGUAACGUCUCAAUCCCUGGGGCCCGAGCACCGACUUUAGGGGGGGUAUUUGUGGGCUGCCAUUGGGGCAGUAGCACCCAGGAGUAUAAAGGCUUCCUAUUGGUGCCCUACAAACAGGCUCGGCGUAGCUGUGGGAGCUGCCAUACCGGGUCCUGCUGGGAUCAAAAAUAACUAAUAAGCAAUUUGGUGAAAUCCGGCCACACACAGACAGAUCAGCCUGCGGGACAAUCAGUUAUAUCAGUAUAAACGUAUGAACAGAACUGGGAGCCCAUUGCCUGUGGCUGCUGUACAGAGCAUUCAUCCCCAGCAGAAGGGGAGGGGCUACACACUGGGAGGGGAGGGGCUACUUCUAAUCCCUGGAACUGCGCUCCAACGGGGAGUGUACGGCGCCACUAUGCAACUUUCCAUUACUGGCCCUUUAAGCUAGCCAUUAGUGGGGGGCUGCCAACAAACCUCUGACCCUAAGUGUCAUUUUGCCUCCCAGUGACUCAGUAAGUUAUAAGGGGCACAGACUCAUUUUGGGGUCACCUCCGUAGUGACACAAACGCACCCCAACUGCAGCGGCUGCUUAUAGACCCCCCCACUAAGGUGCUACUGCUCUACUGCCCCCCCCCCCCGCAGUGACUUGGCCUUGGUACAACCCAUUGCCCCCGAGACAGCAGGACCCUCAGUGUUGGGUGGGGAGACCCUGUAGCACCAAUAGGGACUGGGUACCCCCACUUCAACCCAUUGUACCCCAGUUAGAUGCCGGGGCUCCCUAUUGGGCUAACGUGGCUCUGGCCAUUGGCCGCCGGGCUACCAUACCUCCUGACCGGAUUCUAUGCAACUCUUUCCUUAUGGUACAUAGAGACCCCCGACCUGCCCCCCCCCAGUCUGAUUCAGGAAUAUCAACUUGCGGUGCUUUGGCUGCAUUUCCCAGCAUGCACUGCGGCUAGGCGCUGGGACAUGUAGUUGUACAAGAGCUGGGGGGGGGGCCACACUGGAUAUCUGUGCUCUGGUUUAUUCCCUUUGUCCUGUACAUUUGGACCCAAGGCCUGUGUAUCGGAUCCGUUUCCCCCCCGUGGAUACAAAGUGUCGUUGGUCAGAACCAGCGGUGCAUUUCUCUCCCUGUAACAUAAACUGUAAAUAUCUGAUCCAACUGCUGCAUUUUGAUGACAUUUUCUAAGCCUUUUGUAAAAAAAAAAGAAUCAGGAGGCGAGUGAAGCCCCGCCCCCCACCUUCCCUCCUCCUGAUCUUAUUUUCUAUUGGUUCUUUGGAUCCGCGCACGGUCCGCUCAGAUCAUGUCUCGUGCUAAUAACGAUGAUUGUACCGGUCUUAAAUUAUUACCCAGGAAAUAAACUGAUGCUUAUUUAUUCAGA